AUGUUUUUGUCCUUUCCGAAAUUAUUAAAGAGCAACAAUAUAUUACCAUCUAUAUCGCUAUCAUUAUCUUACAAGAUAUUGAUUAAAUCACCCCAUCACCAUACACGUCUAAAAUUAUGUCGUUUUUUCACCAAUGAUCCGCCAGAGUUGGAAUUUGAUGAUAAAGCGCUCACGCAGCUAUUAAAAUACGAUAGAAGUUUAAUACGCGUCGAUGCAUUACGAAUUUAUGAUUCUCUUCGAUCCACUACCGGUCUCGUGCAAAAUAUAGAGAAAUCACUAUAUAAAGAUCCUCUCUAUGGGCCAUGCAAAUCCGCUGUGAGAACUUUUAAAAUAGCAGCAAAGGAAUCUCCACUGAAACCUCAUCUAAUCGACUACGGAACACGUGAAUCGAUGGCUUAUUUAGUUGGGUAUAUGCCAAUUGCGUAUGGUCCAAUCUUUAAUGUUCUUGUAGAAUUGCAAAGACGAGUACCGGAUUUUAAGCCGAAACGUGUUUUAGAUUUUGGGACGGGUCCUGGGACAGCUAUUUGGGCGACUCAGCAAGUUUGGGAAAGUGAUCCAGAGAUGUUUGUGGGUAUUGAUAAAUCACAUUCAAUGUUAGCCAUCGCAAAUUCACUUCUAUCAAUGCGACCUGCUACUGAUAAACCUCAAAAAUUUGUCUUUAGGCGAUCUUUUGAAUAUAAUCCUGCAGAAACCAAAUACGAUCUCGUGAUCAGUGCAUUCUCAUUAAAUGAACUUAGCGAAAAUACAAGGAAAUUAAUGCUGGAUUCAAUGUGGAAAAAAACGCGAGAUAUUUUAGUGUUAAUAGAAAGAGGAACCCCGGCAGGAUUCGACACCAUUGCAAAAGCACGUCAAAAAAUAUUACAAGAGUCCAACAAUCAACUUGUCGUCGUUGGCCAAAGUAAUUCCCCGUCGUCAUCUUCUAUAGUUGAACGGGACGCAACAAUAAAUGAAUCAAAGGAAAUCACGGAUCCUGCUAACGAAUCAACGAAAGUAUUAAAUGGAGCCCAUGUUAUUGCCCCUUGUCCACAUGAUGGAAUAUGUCCAUUGGUGACUUCGAGAAAUUGGUGCCAUUUUUCACAGCGGAUACAAAGACCUUCAUAUCUUAUGAAAACCAAAAAAGCAAAAUCAAAUCUCGAAGAUUCAAUGUAUUCUUAUGUCAUUCUACGAAAAGGAAUUCGUCCUGAAUACAAUUUUUCGAGGCAUCUCAGUGAUCCAACGUCAACUUUACAUAGUCAUGAGUUAAAGGAUAAUGCCUAUCACUGGUCACGUCUCAUACUACCACCGAUGAAGCGAAAAGGUCAUAUUGUGAUGGAUGUAUGCCACAAAAAAGGUGUCAUUGAACGCUGUAACAUUCCAAAAUCUCAAGGUAAAAUCGAGUACCGUGAUGCCAAAAAAUCAAUGUGGGGGGAUUUAUUUCCUCACCCUCCCAAGAAUCCUGGCGUUCAGCGAUUAGGUGUAAUCACUUCUGGUGAUCGUGAUGCUGAUGAAAGAGAAAUGCUUGCUAUGAAGAGAAAGGGUGGCGCUAAGGUUUUAGAGGGGAAAAAGCAGCAACAACAGUUAUUGAAAGCUAUUGAAAGUAAAGAUGAUGGUGAUCAUGGAUUAAUUUCUAAUCAAGUUAAUAACAAAUCAUUGAAAAAGCUAAAACAAAUUAAUUAA
Messenger RNA from Ambispora gerdemannii, 1656 nucleotides. The record is from the annotation of a GenBank genome assembly. Lineage: Eukaryota; Fungi; Glomeromycota; Glomeromycetes; Archaeosporales; Ambisporaceae.